Molecule: messenger RNA, 5601 nt
Organism: Anopheles maculipalpis
Lineage: Eukaryota; Metazoa; Arthropoda; Insecta; Diptera; Culicidae
Gene: THADA
Product: thyroid adenoma-associated protein homolog
Exons: 11
Coding region: 52-5586 (1844 amino acids)
Biological process (GO): tRNA methylation
Cellular component (GO): cytosol
Source: RefSeq, a predicted model, not a curated record
AGAAAAAGUGUAUUAUUUUGCUCCUGCAUCAGUUCCGGUUAGAUCAGAAUCAUGAAUGGGUUAUCUUUACGCAUUUCCAAUGUGAGAGCGAAUGAGAAUGUGAAGAAAAAUUCCGAAAUCCGGAUGGAUCUGUUCCAAGUGCCUUCUGUCUAUUUGACUGCAGAUAACUCUUAUCUAGAUCAACUAAAUUCGUCGGAAACUAUAGAGGGUCAGGUUAGGAUUCUUAAAGAGUACUCUUCUUUUGUGGUAGGUCUCGAGGAUUCAUUGAAGCUGCAUGUACAAACAUUGGCAAACUUAUUCAUGGAAGCACCCCUAAAACAUGCUGUCCGGCACACGAUAGCUCGAUCUUUAAGCAACCUAACCGCCAGCCGUGAAAUUGUCGCGAUAAGUAUUGCCAACAGUAUAAAAGCACGAAUUGAACAGGAUUCGAGUGCGUCAAGUGAACCAACGCGAAGAAAUACAACCAUCUGCAACAUCGGAAGUUGCUUUGAAAACUUCAAAGUUGGUUGUGAAGCUGUUCGUCUAAGUUUGCAGCAACUUUUUCAAUUCUUGAACAAAUCCGUUAUAGUGUACCUUGAGCGUAUGAAUGAUCGUGUGUCGCCUUCGGACAAAAGUGAGCUGUGUUUAUUUAUUCAUUCUGCUAUUCGGAUCGUUAUAUGCUGCUUUCAACAGUUCCCCGAUCAAUUGAAAGCAUCGUACGAGGGCGAAAAAAAUGUGGAAAAGCUUGUACUCAUUUGUUGGGAUCUGCUGGAGAACCCGGAAAUACCGAUGGACACGAAAACGAACUGUGGUAUACUGAUAGCAAUGAAUGCUAAUCUGGAGAGAAGAUUUCUACGGCUAGCACAGCGUGUGUUCGAUGAGGAUAGUUCGGCAAAGCAAAUGUGCUUGGUGAAUGGAAUUAUCUGUACGAUCGAAAACGAACAUUUCACCAGUCCGGAAUGGAAAGGUAUAGAGGUGCUUCAUCAGGCAGCAACGGUUUUAAAAGAAAUUUCGGAGGAAAACUCGGUCGAAGUGAGCAUCGUGCUUGGUACAACACGUGGAUUUUUUCAAAUGACUAAGCGGCUACUUGGUCUCAAACUGGAUGGUUACAAAACAUCGGAACGAAAAGAGCUCGUCGACAUUCUGGCCAUCAAUCUGCGUUAUUCUUUGUCCCACCUGGAUCACUACGUCGACAGCAUACGGCACAUAUCGCGUGAUCUGCUGAAAUGCACCAUACAACUGGGCACACGGUUAGAUGAUACGCUUAAUACCAUAAUUUACGAUUACAUUCGCAACGGAGGUAUUAAUAUCAACACAAAGUGCAUACUGAUCAGUGCAAUAUCUUCCAUACUAAAGGCAAAAGAAGUCUUACGAGCCAUUCCAGAUGUUCCAGAGUUUUUGCUUCGAUCGCUGACCCAUAAUGAUCAUUCGAAUACAAACUUACACAUAAACAAUUGCUACGAGUCACUGAUGAUGUCUUACUCAUACGAGAAUAACAAACAGGAAUGGUUCAAUCGUUGGAUAAACCCAAUAUUGAUGGAAAUUACUAACGGACGGGAAGGGAGCAUCGGUGGAGCCAUUGAAACGGUUACCACGAAUUUUUCAUGUACGUACGAAACAGAAGAAACCACCAACAAUGACGGUAACCGAUUAAAUGAUAUACGCGAAACACUGCACGACCUCAUAAGAAAGGCGAUUCGUGCUUAUCCAGAAAUCGCCAUAAAUAUGAUCGACAGCAAAGUUGGUAUCAGUUACGGUUUGGUGCUGUCCUCGUUAGGAAUCGCUCGGAAAAAUGGGCUCUUUGAUACAGUACAGUCGACCGAAGCGAUGUGGAAAAAUUUGCUUUCAUACUCUGAUAUCCGGGAGGCGAUGAUAUCGUCCGACGAUUCAACUCGCAUGUCCGCCCUGUACCUGAUAACAGAAUGCCAUAAAAGUACCGAAAUAUUCACCAAACAAGAUUUGGAAUGCAUUCUAUUUUUCCUGGAAACGAACAUAAAUGUUCAGGCGGCUUCUUUACGACAGAAAAUUACGUCUUGUAUGAAGAGUGCCCUUAACCGGCUUCGUUCGGGAUUUUUGAGCAUUAUUAAGAAGUCAGACAUCGAUGGAAAAAGCCAUUACUACUACGAAUUUGUCAAACGACUUCACGAGUUCUGUAUUGUGAAUCAGUUUAUUGGAGCCAAUUACAGCAGACGAGCAAUUUCGUUCCAAAUACUGCUUCAGCUGCUGCAAAUUUCUUCCUACAUUUUUUACGACGAUGAAAACAUAAGCAUGUGGAACGAACGACAGGUUCGUAUACUGCUGUCGUCUUUGAACGAUAGCUACGAGUCAAACAAGCACUACUCGCUGAAAGUGUUAUCCUUUUGCCCAAAGCAGUUCAUUGAGCAGUUCAACGGCGAACUCAAUUACGAGGUUACUCGCACCCUAAUGAUUAGUCCGCGGCCAAAUGAUUCACUGUCGGCGGCAUAUUAUCUUGAAUAUCUCUGCUUCGUAAAUAGCACCAUCGACACUCCACGCCUGGAGAUGGAGCCGGCUAGCUGUAGUGUCGCAGCGAAAGUAUAUCGUUGCUUUCUUUGGUGCGAGGAAAUUUUAAUGCAGGGAUUCCGAUUAGCUAGCCAUUCGCUUUUGCGAGCCUCUCGGGAGAACCCCAUGUUCGGAGCACUAAUUUGCAUUCGCCAUUUACUGAGCAAGCUAGAUUUUAAGGAACUCUCUCGAGAUGAGUGCUGGCGAACGUCCAUUACUCGACUGAUUAGUACCUGUGACAGCAUAGCGAAAGUGGUUUCGGUCGUUACCAACAAUUCUUCGCCGGAAGGAACAUUUUUGGACGAUUUUCAAGAAACAAACGAAUGUACAGACAUAGAAAUGGACGACGGUAACGAGCUACCGCCACAAGCUGAGAUUAACAACAGCUCCAUCCCGAGUGAAAUGAACGAUGAGGCGAACAAAGAGAGCAAGACAGAAACGACACCACAAAUGAUUUUGCUCUGUGCCUGGCGCACGAUCAAAGAGAUUUCUUUGAUAUUAGGCGAUAUUGCAUCACGUUCUCCAAUCAUCGAAACGGGCAGCAGUGUAAUGCAGGGCGAGAAAGGGCUUCUAACAUGCCAGCAGAUUUUAAGCAUCGGGAAUCAGUUCAUUGAGCUGCUUUCGGAAACAAAGCAUCGUGGUGCAUUUGAACAAGCGUACAUAGGGUUUUCAAAAAUAUGCUUACGUCUUUGGGGAUCUCCGCACACUGAACUUCAUCAGCUACCGAUGCGAUGGAUUAAAGAGUUAAUUAAUGCUAUCACCGGCGGCAUGGGUACGAUUGCUUCGUCUACAAUCGCGGACAGAGACAUCGCCGAGAUCAACCUGGACAAACUGUGCGUAACCCGUCGCAGUGCGGGCAUCCCUUUCAUAAUACAAGCCUUGAUAACGUCUGAGCUGCAAGUGAGCUCCACUAAAGGAUUACAGUUUUGCAUGAAAGCACUGCUCGAGCUAUGCCGGUCUAAUACUACAAGCAGCCAAACACGUACCCAUUCGCUUAAUAUACUACGUUCGCUUUUUCGCUCGACUGAUUUGGGUGAAACGGUUGGUGAGUUCGUUUCGGAAGGAAUCAUGUGUGCUAUCAACGGUUACGAGGCGGAGUCAUGGUCGGAGCGUAAUUCUUCAACUUUACUAUUCUCCGCUUUGAUGGUCCGCGUGUUUGGAGUACAAAGAACCAAAGAUUCAGAAAAUCUAAAUAUUCGAAAUAAAAUGACUGGAAGAAUUUUCUUUUUAAGAUAUCCCGUGCUGUAUGAUUAUUUCGUGCUUGAACUGGAAAAGGCUAGUAAAAUUAUCAUUCAGGGCACCAGAAGUAAAAAGCUACAUCCACUCUUGUUGCUCCUUAGCAGGCUGUAUCCAUCCGCCUUAGAGGGUAGUGAGUCCAAUUUGAAGCUUUCCCGCUUUGUUCCGUUAGUUUCAAUUUGUUCCGGUUGUGCGGAGUUUCAAACACGCUUCUUGGCAGCAAAAAUUGUUUCCAUAAUCGUCUCACCGGAUCUAAUGUUUGACCGCAUCUGCUUGUUAUUGGAAAGUCUUAAUCGUUCCAACAACCGGAAUGUCAAUCCCAACUCCUUACACGGCGCAUUGCUGCAGAUUUUGUACCUCGUCAAAACAAAAAAUCCCGGUUUAGUAGCGGCAGCAACUUCGAGUGGGCAGUUGAAUAACUGGAUUGAGCUAUACACUGCGAUCUCCAACUAUUUGUUUGAAGUAAAGCCCAACUUCAUAAUCUACAGUACCAUAUUAGAUAUAUUGUUGGAAAUUUUAGCACGAUGCCAACACAUCAUCAUUGCGGAGGACGACCAAUUUAUAGACGAUCUGAGCAACAUUGUUGACUAUCUGCUUAAUUUGACAAACCAUCGAAAUUUUUACGGAGAACCUUUAGUGUUUCAGAAAAUUGUUCUACUGAAAACGUUUAUGUAUCUGUACAGUGACGACGAGACAGGAAUACGUAGCUCGCAAUGCUUCCUGUUGCGCAUCGAGUCGGAAGGGGAAGCACAGCUGUCGCAGGAAUAUAUACAGGCAAUGUUAAACACAAUCUUGCUGGUGCUUGAUGUUGACCAAAUUGGAAUACACUGCGAAGAAUAUGAUAUCACCCCUGUGGAGGUGUUUUACUUCCGCAACAUUUGCGAACUAAAGCCAGAUCGAUUGCGGUGGCUGAAGGCGGAACUGUUGCGUUCCCAGCAGCUUCACUGUAGUUUGCGACGAUUGAUUGGCUCCGGAAAUGAUGGACACAAUCAACCGUACAUGAUCCAAGUGAAGGCUUAUCUAGUGCUGAGCUAUAGCAGUGUGGCCGUUAGUAACGUACUGUUGAAUGGGAAAAGCAUACGCGAGGCAAUGCAAACCAUAUACAAGGCAGCAAACAAUCAGCCCUAUCAAUUACGUAGUGCUAUGUUCCGCUGUUUGAAACGGUUGUUGCAAAACGAAACGAAAGGUUCCAGUGAGUUUACAUUAAAUGUAGAAUUUUUACCCACUCUAAGUGCUGCAUAUCAAUCAAAACCUAUCAGAUUAACUGCGGUGGAAUGUUUGCAUAUAGUGGGUAGGAAAAUUUUCGAAGGGAAGUCUUUAAAUCAAUACAUAAAUUUCAGUUUCGCACUGCUUAAUUUACUUAGUGAUGAUGAUAGUAACAUCCGUGCCAAGGCAUCAAUAGUCGUUAGUCAACUUCACCAUGUGAUUGAUAAAGUGAAACAAAAACCUCUGGUAGCGACGUAUGCACAAAGUGUAUACUUACGAUUACUAAGCAAAACAAUGAUUGCUCAUAAGUUUACUCUAAACCAGAUAGUGGCUGUUAUCGUCGUGAUAUGGAUAUUGAAAGAGCAAGAAAUAGAAGACGAUUCCGUAAAUAUAGACGGUGUAACUGAUACCAAGGUGUUUGACAAAAAUGAAGUUAACAUCUAUGGUGAACUAGAGCUGGUCCGAGACUAUUGCAUAGUGGAGCUACAGCAUUUGGAAGCCACUAGUGCCAACUACAGCUUGGAAAGCAAUAUAGACAAAAUACAGAAGAUUGUCGACAAACAUCUGAAGCAGCCAACGUGUAUACGGGAGUUCUUGCAUUCUACUGCAAAAAUAUCAUCCAAACUAAUAGGAAUUGUUCUGUAAAAACUCAGAUUUGUG